Molecule: messenger RNA, 801 nt
Organism: Eruca vesicaria subsp. sativa (arugula)
Lineage: Eukaryota; Viridiplantae; Streptophyta; Magnoliopsida; Brassicales; Brassicaceae
Source: the annotation of a GenBank genome assembly
CUUUUGUCGGAUUUCCGGAAAAGAACAAAAAAAAAGCUUAGAAGAAAAUGGCGGAUCAGCUCACCGAUGACCAGAUCUCAGAGUUCAAGGAAGCCUUCAGCCUCUUCGACAAGGAUGGAGAUGGUUGCAUCACCACCAAGGAGCUUGGAACCGUGAUGAGGUCUCUAGGUCAAAACCCUACCGAAGCUGAGCUUCAAGACAUGAUCAACGAGGUCGAUGCAGAUGGUAACGGGACCAUCGAUUUCCCUGAGUUCCUGAACCUGAUGGCGAGGAAAAUGAAGGACACUGAUUCAGAGGAAGAGCUCAAGGAAGCGUUCAGGGUUUUCGACAAAGACCAGAACGGUUUCAUCUCUGCAGCGGAGCUUCGCCAUGUGAUGACUAACCUUGGGGAGAAACUAACUGAUGAGGAAGUUGAUGAGAUGAUCCGUGAAGCUGAUGUUGAUGGUGAUGGUCAGAUCAACUAUGAUGAGUUCGUUAAAGUCAUGAUGGCUAAGUAAGUGAGUGAGAGAGUGAGAGUCUUCUUAUCCCUUUGUUUAAAAAAGCCUUUAACCUAAAAAGAUGAUACAUUGGCUUUGAUUCUGGUUGUGUUCUUUAGGACAUGUUUUUUUUGCUUCUUUUCUCGUUUUUAUUUGUCUGCUUUGGCUAAGCUAUCUCUUUAGUGUUAUGUCAAGUAUGAACUUCAUGUUUUGCUUAUCCUUUGACGAUUUAUAUUCUCUCCUUUUUAUUGGUUAUAAUCUAUGUUGUUUCUCUUAAACAAUGUUCUUGAAAUUUUGCUGCCAAUCGAAUUUUAAUGGAUACCUG